Messenger RNA from Dimorphilus gyrociliatus, 1066 nucleotides. The record is from the annotation of a GenBank genome assembly. NCBI's taxonomy places the organism in Eukaryota, Metazoa, Annelida, Polychaeta, Dinophilidae.
GCAGUCGGUCUCUCUUCUCCGUCAGAUAAUGAAUGUGACGGUGCCCUAUAAUUGUAUGCUCAACCGUUUGUACGUGAAUGUCAUAGUAUGCGGCAGUCUCUGUAUAUUUGGAAUAGUUGGAAAUUUUGUUUCAUUUUUUGUUCUUGGUCGAGACAAGUGUAGUCCAGUUGCCUCUCUCCUCCUGCAAAGUUUGGCUGUUGUGGAUGCAGUUUUUCUUAUUCUUUCAGUUAUUCAUUAUAGUGUUAGAGAUAUUCUCUAUGUUAUGUCAAGAGAUUCUGAAGUUCAACAAAAGAACUUGGCUUGGUCAAUCAUAAGAGUCUACACCUAUCCAAUAUUAUUUAUUGGUCAAAUGGCUGCCAUGUAUAUUACAGUGCUUGUGGCUGUGUCCCGUUUCAUGGCUGUUUGCCGCCCAUACAGUGCGAAUGUUUGGUGCAGUUUGACGAGGAUGAGAGCUGCUACCUUUGCUGUCUUAAUAUGCAGCGUCCUCUAUAACGUACCACGCUUUUUUGAGCAUAAAGUUUAUGCGAAUGCAUCUGUAGAAUCUACUUUGACAAUAAAUACAUCUUAUACUCUUCUAUAUCAGAAUAUUUUCUACAAUCUAUUCGCUUUUGGACUACCCUUACUGAUUCUUAUAUUUUUGAAUACCAAGUUGACGAUAGUCUAUAGAAAAGUGGUACUUAGAAAAAGAGCCAGCCUACAGAAUAGGAAUUCUCCGGCCGCGAGUGAGGAUAACAUUACAAAGAUAAUGAUAAUAGUAGUGUUAGUAUUUAUAUUAUGUAAUCUACCAUCCAGACUUAUUCUCAUUCUUACUCACUACGAUGUUGGUCAGCCGUGCUCAAUAUCUUGGUGGUUAGCCGAAUUUGCCACAGUUUUAGAAAUAUUUAAUGCCAGUGUCAAUUUCAUUAUUUAUUGCGUUUUUCGUUCACGGUUUCGGGCAAUUUUGGGUGAGUGCUUAGGUUGUCGAGCCAGAUCAUUGUCACCAAGCCGAAACUCAAUGGCUUUAACCGAUUUGAAACGAGGUCCGAAUCACCCAGACACCUGCGAAACUCAAUUGCUAAGAUCUUGA